GCCGGCGAGAGAGCGGAGAUGAUGGGCGGGCGGCAAGUGCCGAAGGCGCUUCGGGCGAUGAUGUAUGCAAGCCGGGGUUAUUCAUCACAACGUGGCUUAAAUGACGUAGUCAUCGUAAGUGCUGCCCGGACACCCAUUGGCUCUUUUCAGGGAUCUCUUUUCUCACUACCAGCUACUGCUCUUGGCUCUGUUGCCGUUAAAGGAGCAAUUGAAAGAGCAGGCAUCGCUAAAGAAGAAGUGAAGGAAGUAUACAUGGGUAAUGUUAUCCAGGCUGGGCAAGGACAAGCUCCUGCAAGACAAGCAACACUUGGUGCAGGUUUACCAGUUUCUACUCCUUGCACAACUGUCAACAAAGUGUGCGCUUCUGGAAUGAAAUCUAUUAUGAUGGCAGCACAGAGCCUGAUGUGUGGGAAUCAGGAUGUGAUGGUGGCUGGAGGGAUGGAGAGCAUGUCUAAUGUGCCCUACACAAUGAGCAGAGGAACAACACCUUAUGGAGGAGUAAAGCUGGAAGACCUGAUUGUGAAAGAUGGUUUAACUGAUGUUUACAAUAAAAUCCACAUGGGUAGCUGUGCAGAGAAUACUGCUAAAAAGUUUACUGUAUCACGGGAAGAUCAAGAUGCCUACGCCAUCAGAUCGUAUACAAAAAGCAAGGAAGCUUGGGGCUCUGGAGUUCUUGCAAAGGAAAUUGUACCUGUUACUAUUUCUCAGAAAGGAAAACCUGACACAGAGUUUAAAGAAGAUGAAGAGUACAAACGUGUUGAUUUUAGUAAAGUUCCAAAGCUGAAAGCAGUUUUCCAGAAAGAAAAUGGAACAGUAACGGCUGCCAAUGCCAGUACCCUCAAUGAUGGAGCAGCUGCUUUGGUUCUGAUGACUUCAGAAGCAGCCAAGAGGUUAAAUGUUAAACCAUUGGCUAGGAUAGCAGCUUUUGCAGAUGCUGCUGUUGAUCCUAUUGACUUUCCCAUUGCCCCGGCACAUGCUGUUCCCAAGAUACUCAGUCAGACAGGACUCAAAAAAGAAGACAUUGCAAUGUGGGAAAUUAAUGAAGCAUUCAGUGUUGUGGUCCUAGCCAAUAUUAAGAUGCUGGGCAUUGAUCCAGAGAAAGUGAACAUUCAUGGAGGAGCAGUCUCUUUAGGACAUCCAAUUGGGAUGUCUGGAGCACGAAUUGUCGUUCACAUGACUCAUGCAUUGAAGCAAGGAGAGUAUGGUCUUGCUGGAAUUUGCAACGGAGGCGGUGGUGCAUCUGCAAUACUGAUUCAAAAGUUGUAGGCUCUUUGAAAGGCUUAAACUUAAUUGGCUGUUACAGAUAUUUAUGGACUUGCCACCCGUAUCUUAAAACUCAGUUC
This is a messenger RNA of Euleptes europaea (tarantolino), 1343 nucleotides long. RefSeq names its product acetyl-CoA acetyltransferase 1 (gene ACAT1). The transcript has 12 exons. The coding region runs from base 19 to 1266 and encodes 415 amino acids. Gene Ontology annotation, molecular function: acetyl-CoA C-acetyltransferase activity. NCBI's taxonomy places the organism in Eukaryota, Metazoa, Chordata, Lepidosauria, Squamata, Sphaerodactylidae. The record is from RefSeq and is a predicted model, not a curated record. Gene Ontology annotation, biological process: fatty acid beta-oxidation.